AGUGUGGCCCCAGAAGUGCCACCUGUCAGUGCUCAUCAGUGCCACAUGUCAGUGCUCAUCAGUGCCACCCAUCAGUGCCAAUCAGUGCUGCCAAUCAGUGCCACCUAUCAGUGCAAGUCAGUGUCACUUAUCAGUGCGCAUCAGUGCCGCAUAACAGUGCCAGUCAGUGCCGCCUAUCAGUGCCAUAUAUCCGUGUCAUGUAUCAGUGUCAUGUAUCAGUGCUACCUUUCAGUGCCCAUCAGUGAUGCCUGUCAAUGCCCAUCAGUGCAACCUACCAGUGCCUCCUCGUCAGUG
This is a messenger RNA of Staurois parvus, 294 nucleotides long. The record is from the annotation of a GenBank genome assembly. NCBI's taxonomy places the organism in Eukaryota, Metazoa, Chordata, Amphibia, Anura, Ranidae.